Molecule: messenger RNA, 1296 nt
Organism: Theobroma cacao (cacao)
Lineage: Eukaryota; Viridiplantae; Streptophyta; Magnoliopsida; Malvales; Malvaceae
Source: RefSeq, a predicted model, not a curated record
AUGUCAGGGAGAAGAUAUCUGGAGGAAUUGUACACAGCAUUAUUACGUCAGAAAGAUCCAUCUUCCUCACCAUCUCAUGCUAAUGUUGAUAUGGCUGCCUUUGGAGAGUUACUAGAUGCUGAUGCACAGAGAAUAAGGCAUCUCAGCCAGUACAUCCCUUUGUACAAAGCGGCACUCAAAGGUGACAGGAAAAGUGCUAGAAGAAUAUUUGACAGCAAUCCUGAUGCAAUUACUGCCAGGAACACGGAAGGGUUGAGCACAGCUCUUCACAUUGCGGUUGGGACAGGAAAAAAUAUUGACUUUGUGCGUAACCUGAUAGAUUUAAAGCCAGUUGAGGCAUUGGAAUUGACAAACGAUAGUAACAGCACCUCCCUGACGGUUGCUGCAAUGGUUGGGAACCUGGAGGUAGCCAGGUUGUUGGUAGAAAGAAACCCCAAUUUGCCCUAUAUACGUGACAACAAUGAAGUGGUUCCUCUUCAUAGAGCUGUGCAAUAUGGCCACAAGAAUUUGGUCUCAUUUUUGUUAGGAGUCACCAGAAAUGAAAUUAAGCCAACUUAUUCAAGUCCCUAUGCUGAUGAAUCUGGUGUCAUGCUUCUACUCCUUUUGGUGUUCCCAUCAGUAUGGAGAAACUUGCCCAACCACCCCAUUGAAGGAGAUUACCCAGCUGACUGUUCCCAAGUUUGUGUGCAGAUAUGCAGCCGGUUUUCAACUGAAGUGGAAAAGUUCGUAAAACCUGGGUUCAGAAAUGCUUUAAACGGUGAAAGAAAAACUCCUGCAAUGGUAUUCACGGAAGAACACAAGGAGUUGCUUAAGGAAGGAGAGCAAUGGUUGAAAGAUACGGCCAACUCGUGCACAGUUGUUGCAGCGCUUAUUGCAACGGUGGUGGUUGCUGCUGCUAUCACUGUACUAGGAGGCAAUAAUGCGGAUAGUGGCUUCCCAAUAUUCUCUGGUGAAAAAGCUUUUAUUAUCUUUGCCGUUGCAGAUGCACUCUCUCCGUUUUCAUCCACUGCUGCCAUGUUUAUGUUUUUGUCCAUUCUAACUGCAUGCUAUUCGGAAGCUGAUUUUCUAUAUGCCCUGCCCAAACGGCUAAUACUUUGCCUCCUAACUCUUUUCAUCUCCAUAACGUUUAUGAUGAUAGCCUUCAGUGCCACACUCUAUAUUGUCUUUGGUGACAAUAACCUCUGGACUCUCAUUUCGAUAGCAAUAUCAGCCUGUUUGCUGGUGAUUUUAUUUGUGUUACUGCAGUUGCUCUCCUGGUGGAUAUGUUCUACUCCACCAAUGGACCCAGUAUUUUGA